GUAGUGGGAUUAUUUUUAAUUGGAAAACCAUACGUUACGUAGUUUAUUGAAGUUUUAACCUCGAUUAAUAAUUAUAAAUAGGAAUUUGGCACGAGUUAUGUAAAUACUACGAGGAUGGUCCCAAAAGUACCUCGCCCAACAAAGAAAACACAAAAAUUUUGGGAAAAAAAGUUCGAUAACCAUUUUUUCCAGUCUGGGAACAUAAAAUAAUCCGAGAGUGCUAAAUCUACAUGCAUGAGGUAGCAAUUCAAACUUUAAUUCGUUAAUUUUGACCAUUGCAUAACAAAUAUGUGAGCUGGUGCAUUGUCUUGAUGAAGCAACUAUUUCUUCUUAACCAAAUGCUUGAUUUCUUCGCUCAAACGUUGCAAUAGGUUCUCAAAAUACUCCCCAUCGAUAGUUUUUUCUUUUCCAAGAUAGUAAAUGAAAAUUAUCCAACGCGCAUCCCAAAAAACCGACGCCUGCAGACUUGAACGGUCUUUGCCCUCUUCGGAGCCGUUUCCCCCUUUCAAUUCCAUCGUUUUGAUUGUUCUUUCGUUUCGGGUAUGACGUGAUUGACCCACGUUUCAUCAAUGGUCAUGAAACGACGCAAAAAUUCGACUCUAUUUUUAUUAAUCAUCCAGUACCGCUUUGUGGAUUCAACAUUUCUGGAGCCGUCCCCUCCUUUAUGCGCUGCUGAUCUUCACAGGACGUCCAGUCUCGUUUAAACUGUACUACCCGAUAUUUUACUAUUGAUAACGAAAGAACAGUCUCACCCAGAGUAAAAUUUAGUUCAGCUUUUAGAUUGGUUAGGCUAAGGCCUUGGGGUACUUCUGGGACCAUCCCAGUAUGCUCAAAUUCGUCAAUUGAAACGUAAUAGGUAGCAAAAUAAGGCAUUUUUUAUACCCAAUUGAUUAGAAUUCAUAUUAAAGUGCGAACCAGAUCAUACCUAACCUACAAAGGAGUAUGAAGAAUAGAAAUUAUUGUUUGAAUGUCCAUUGUUGUUGAUAAGUAUACAAAUCUUGUUAAAAUAAUGAAUUAGCUACCUACAGGUUGAAUUUUAUUGGAUUAUGUGAAGGAACUUGGUUAAAAAACACCGAAGACUGUCGAAGAAAGGUAUACAAGACGCAUCGAAACCCUUAUAAGACAUUCGAAAAGGUUGGAAGAAAUAAAAAUAAUCAUCUGAUGGUACUAUAAACAUUUAAUUACGUGGACAACGACGUCUCUAGUAUUUUUUCACUUAUACUGCAUCUGGAGGUGUGUUUGCACUCGAGGAAACUGAAGCAGCAAGACCGUGAUAGAGGUCAAAUACUUUGGAAAGUUGUUCGACGAGGCAGCUCAUAAUACACACGUACAGUAGGUCCAAAGCAGUCGCCAUUUCGAAUUUUCCUUUACAUAGAAUCAGUCAAGGGAUGAAACCAGACUUGCACCUGCGGAAACGCAGGCACUACAACUGGUCACACGUACAAGAAGGCUGAAGCAUUAGCAAUGACGCGGACAAGAUCUAUUGUAGGAAAAAGGAAACUUCUAAACGUACAAACGCGAUAUUGGUGCUGGCAAACAUGAUGCCAAUUAAUCUUCAAGUUGCAGAGGUACACGGUAAAGACAAAGCAUCAAAGAGGAUAGAGACGGAGAGAGGAAUCAAUGAGAUUCUUGCAAUAAAUAUGGAGAGAUGGGAGAAUGUACAAGGUUUGUACCCCUAAUAUUGCACCCUGGGUGAAGAGAGGGCACGGUAUUAUGUAUAAACCCCAAUAACCUGGCGAUACAAAUGCUAAAAUUAUCGUGGAUGGCCUCUACCGAAGAGAGAUACACUCGAGGCGAUUUUGGGGAAAAAAUAAUGUCAGGGUAAAGCGAAGAAAAGAAGGAGAGACGGUGGGCUACACCUACUGGUAGUACCCAAAGGCAAUGGGGCGUUUUUAGUCGGAGUAGUAUCCAUUUAAUUAGAAGACAGACAACAGACAACAACAGGCAGAUAUUAACAAAUAAAAAAUAGUUAAAAACAGAAGGGGAUUUCAUCGAUCGUUUUACCAAAGCUGCUGAAACACCGAUCGCCUUUCGAGCUACCGUGAUCUAUAUGAUGAUGAAAAGCAAUUGACACUGUUGGUCACAUAAGAAGCAAUCAGUUUCCCUUCCACUAAAAACUGAAUUUAGUUCGUUUUGUCAAGAAUAUUGUUCGUCAUAUUUUCUUAAAAAAGCAGAUUGUGACACCGAAAUAUUAGAAGCGUUAAUAAAAUGUGUUUCAUAAGUUAAGUUUGUUGAAGGGACCUACAAGUGAUUAUCUACCAUACUGGGAAAUAAUAAAAAGAAUCCAACGCCAAUGAGCAAGCAAUUUUUGCCGAAUAUUAUACGUCUAUCUGAGAUAUUGGGAUAUGAAAAUAGAUGUAACGAUGUUGUGUACUGCAGACCAUCGAUUAUUUUGGAAAAACCUAGUUUAUGCGUGUUUUUCGGUGGAGAUAUUCAGGAUUUUACAGAAAAUAUGCUUAGCCACAGAGACAACAAAAACUAUGUAGAGUGGAAUUUGGAAAAUACCUCGAAGCUAUUGCAGAGCAGUUUUGCUGACAGUCACAUCAUUGUAAUACGUCCUGCCAGAAUGGAAUAUAAAAGCUUCAGUUGCUACGAAAAUUUUUUACCUUGUUCAAAAUGUGGUGUUCCAAAUCAUACAUUCAUCCAUCAUGGUUUAGAACAUUUAGAAUUAAUCAUACAAAACGUAUCGAGAGCAUUGCGAACAAUGAGUAACGAAGAUUUCAAUAAUGCAGUUGAGGUUUCUACAAAUGGACUCGUGUUAGAUUCGGAGGAAGAAGUUGAAGUUCCAAAAAACAUCCCCUUCAGAGAUACUUUAAAUUUUGACGAUUGCGAUGUUACGUUGAUAGGAUUUAGUAAAGGAUGCACCGUUUUGAAUCAAUUUCUCUAUGAAUUCCACCAUUAUAAAUCUGAUGAUAAAAACGAACCAAAUAUAUUGAAAAGAAUCAAAACCAUGUAUUGGUUAGACGGUGGACAUUCGGGUGGAAAAAAUACUUGGAUAACUUCCCUACCUUUACUAAAAACAUUCUCCACAAUGGGUAUAAGCAUCUACGUUCACGUAUCUCCUUAUCAAGUGGCGGAUAUUCGUCGACCGUGGAUUAAAUAUGAGGAAAAACAUUUUACAGACGCACUGAAAAAAUUUGGUGCAAAUAUAAAUAGAACAAUUCAUUUUGUUGAUGUUCCUUCGAGUGUACAGACUCACUUUAAUGUCCUAAAAGUAUUUAGAGAAAUUAAUAAGGAUACUUGAAUUACAUAUUUUUCUGUUCACUAAUAUUUGAGUUACUUUUGAUAGUUUUGAUACUCUGUACCAUACUCUGUGCAUUUAAUUUGUUCUUUGAUGUUUUUUAUUUUUGUAACUUGAUGCAAAUAAAUAUUAUUGUUAUUCUGAU
Diorhabda sublineata is the source of this 3386-nucleotide messenger RNA. RefSeq names its product mitochondrial protein C2orf69 homolog. The record is from RefSeq and is a predicted model, not a curated record. The transcript is spliced from 5 exons. Bases 2294 to 3244 code for a protein of 316 amino acids. NCBI's taxonomy places the organism in Eukaryota, Metazoa, Arthropoda, Insecta, Coleoptera, Chrysomelidae. Gene Ontology annotation, cellular component: mitochondrion.